CAGGGUCGCGAAGGAAACAGCAUCCUCCUGGGCUUGGUCCUUCUCAUCGUGCCCUUCUUGCCCGCAACGAAUCUCUUCUUCACUGUGGGCUUCGUUGUCGCCGAAAGAAUCCUCUACAUUCCAAGCUUGGGAUACGCAGUGUUGAUAAGCAUAGGCCUAUCUCGCUUAGGCCGACUUCGAGCGCCCUGUCUUCUCUUGCUGCUGGUCGUGUUUUCCAUAAGGACUGUGCAGAGGAACAGAGACUGGGAGAGUAGAGAGACGCUGUUUGUUGCUGGCCUACGGACGUUGCCCCACAACGCCAAGAUGCAUUAUAACUACGCUAAUCUGCAGAAGGACCUUGGCAACACGAAUUUAGCCAAGUACCAUUAUGAAGAAGCAAUUAGACUCUGGCCGGGACACUCCAGCGCCCACAACAACCUCGGAACGCUACUGAACGACACGACGGCUGCUGAGACCCACUUCAGGCUCGCCCUCAAGGCCCACCCUCAACACGCCCACGCCUACUUCAACCUCGCCAACCUCAGACAGCAGCAGGGUCGGGUCGGAGAGGCCGUAGCCCUGCUGGAGGAGAGUCUACGCUACGACGCCACCAACAGGGACGCCGUGUCAGCCUUGGCAGGGUUAUAUGGAGACGCCGGACGCCCUGCAGAAGCCGAGAACCUCCACCUGGCUCUCCUGGGGGCGAGGCCGACGGACCCCGUCGUGCACAACAACUAUGCGGCGUUUCUGCAGCGGAUAGGGCGACGUGAAGCAGCUCUGAGACACUACGAAGCUGCGUUAGGACUGGACCCUGAGCACACAGUGGCUCUCGUCAACACGGCACGUCUUAUGAGGACCCUCGACCACAACAAGCAAGCAGAGAUCCUAUACAAGCGAGCCUUGGCGGUGGCGUGGGAACCAGAGAUCGGAGAGAGCCUCGGGAAGCUGUAUCUCAACACGGGCCGUCUAGAGGAUGCUGAAGCCACUUUUAACACCGUCCUCAGACUUCACCCUGAGAUGCUGUCGUCCAGGGUGUACUUGGCGCGCGUGAAGCUGCAGCAGAGGAGCUACGUGGAGAGCGAGGGUCUGCUGCGCCUCGUGCUGGCCCAAAGCCCGCACCACCAGGAAGCCCUUUUCCAGCUCUCCCUCCUCUACACCCACACCAACCGCACGCAAGACGCCCUCUCCCUGGCACGCCUGGCCGCCCACAACUGCUCAAGGCCGCCCACGCUCUGCGCCCAUCUCCACGCCCACUACGGCGACCUGCUUAACGACAGGAAUAACGUGGACCAGGCGGCACAGAGUUACCAGCUGGCGGUGGAGUUGGAACCAACACUCACUCACGCACACGUCAACCUCGGGGCCCUCUAUCACACUAAGGGCGACUACGCACGUGCCUGGAGACACUACCUGACGGCGCACGGCCAGGAGCCAUCCAACAGCCUCCUGCUGGAGAACAUGGAGAAGCUCCGAAGGGCACAGAACCUCCAGCAGGCAACCACCAGCAUGGCUCACUGCUUGAAUAAGUCCUGAUGCUAGAUCUACUUCUGCUGCUGCUGCUGCUUCUGCUGCUGCGGUCGAUUUCCGUGGACCAGGACUUUCCUAUAGCUCUCCCCCUCCUUCUUCUUCGUCUUUUUCGUCCAAUUUCUCCACCCUCUUCCUCUCCCUCCUUUUAUCCUCCUCCUCCUUUCUCCCUCCCUCUUUCUCUCUCUCUCCCCUUCCCUCCCCAGCACACCCAUCCUCUCUUCCUCCACUUUUCUCUUCUCUUUCUCUCCUAUACCUCUGCUCCAGUGACUUCCAGCGCUCCCUCUGCGUUCCUCGGCAGCACCAGAGGCCCCGUCAAUGUAAUAUAUAUACAUAUACAUAUACACUGCAGUUGCCAAAAAAGCGGAACUAAUAUGCUCAGUGGUGGUGAGAGUGACGUUGUAUCAUAAGUGGAAGUAACGACAUAAAGUUUGCGUUAUAAUAAAAGUAGCAUAUAUACAGUGGGAAUGAUGUGUACAUAUGAUUUAUAUACACGUAAAAGUGACGUAUAUAGCUUGUUUUUUGUAGUAAAAGAAGGGUGCAUUGGACAUGCAUCGGCGCAGACAAUGUUUUGAGAAAAUAGUAAAAAGAACAACUAUAUUUGAGCUGGAAAAAUAAUAUACCAGUAUACAUUGAUAUAAAACAUCCAUAUUGAAUUAAUAGUAGUGCAUAUAUGUUAAAGUAUAUCCUAGAAAAAAUGACAAACAUAUGUAUAGACUUUCCUAACAUGUCAUAAAUUCCCUUUCACAUUUUCCCUCAAAUUGUACAUAUGAGCAUCAAAGCUGUUAGCGUGACAGAAAAUGAUUCGGCGCUUGCGUGUAAGUGUGAUCCUGUUUUUUUAAAGGCUUAACACAGGGCAGAUAUUAGAUUCUCCAGAGUCGAUCUGAAAAAAAUGACGUUAUAUAACCUUCAUAAAUUUAUACAUGUUAUCCUAACUCUGGUCUUUGAUGUUUUUUUCUUUCUUUUUUAUGUAAUUCAUGGCGACGAAAAGAAUAAUAAUGAACCAGUAUGAACUUACUUUUGAUCACACGCGUCUUUGAUUAAUUAAAUUGGCAUAUGUUUUGUAGUUCUAUUUCGUGGUGCAUGGCAGCAAGAGAGAGAGAGAGAGAGAGAGAGAGAGAGAGAGAGAGAGAGAGAGAGAGAGAGAGAGAGAGAGAGAGAGAGAGAGAGAUUUAAAUAAAU
Molecule: messenger RNA, 2685 nt
Organism: Penaeus chinensis
Lineage: Eukaryota; Metazoa; Arthropoda; Malacostraca; Decapoda; Penaeidae
Product: protein O-mannosyl-transferase TMTC1-like
Exons: 10
Coding region: 304-1512 (402 amino acids)
Biological process (GO): protein O-linked glycosylation via mannose
Molecular function (GO): protein binding; mannosyltransferase activity
Source: RefSeq, a predicted model, not a curated record